AUGCCUAACAAGCAUUACGACACGCUCAACGGUCUCACACUGGAGGUGGCUAAUCACACGUUCUCGAUCAACACCUUUGGGCCUUUCUUCCUGACACAGGCAAUCCUACCGAAUGUUCUGGCCGCCGACAAUCCGAAGCAUAUCGCUGUAAUGUCAUCACGAGUCGGAAGUAUAGGAGAUAACAGCUCCGGUGGGUCUUAUGCAUAUCGCGCAUCCAAGACAGCAGUGAACAGUCUUUUCAAGAACAUGGCCAUCGAGCUGAAGGAGAAGAAUGUGGUUGUGAGCAUGUUACAUCCAGGCUUCACCAAAACAGGGCUAGAUCCUGAUGUCUGGAAGAUGGAAGAGGCGGUAGAGGCGGACGAAGCUGCUGGUAAACUGUGGGAGGUGCUGAAAACGAAGAACAUUGACCACACGGGCAAAUUCUGGCACCGAGAGGGCAUGGAACUUCCCUGGUGA
Messenger RNA from Exophiala bonariae, 456 nucleotides. RefSeq lists its product as uncharacterized. Bases 1 to 456 code for a protein of 151 amino acids. The transcript has a single exon. Lineage: Eukaryota; Fungi; Ascomycota; Eurotiomycetes; Chaetothyriales; Herpotrichiellaceae. Gene Ontology annotation, molecular function: oxidoreductase activity, acting on the CH-OH group of donors, NAD or NADP as acceptor. The record is from RefSeq and is a predicted model, not a curated record.